Messenger RNA from Prorocentrum cordatum, 381 nucleotides. The record is from the annotation of a GenBank genome assembly. NCBI's taxonomy places the organism in Eukaryota, Dinophyceae, Prorocentrales, Prorocentraceae.
AUGAUCACCAUGGCCUCCAUGGUGACUACUGCAGCGUCUCCCGCGGCUGCCACCGCCUUGCUGGCGGCCAUCGCUGCCGCCGCGGCCGCUGCAGCCUCGCCGGACUACAAGCGGUGGAACUGGUGGUCCGAGAACGACUACAGGGAGGAGAGGUCUGGCUUCCUCUUCGUCAUGGGCAGCACCAACCACGAGCUGCGCAGUGGAGACAGCCGCCAGGCGUGGGACGUGUGCUACUGCGACGACAUGUGCGACUUCGACGAGAACUGGUUCAAGGUCGGCCAGAUGCGCUUCGCCCCAUUCCAGCUGGUCGCCCACGCCCGUUCCAGCUUUUUCUGGCUGACGCCGUCGCGUUCUGAUCUUGUGGGGUUCGUGCUGGCAUAA